Symbiodinium sp. CCMP2456 is the source of this 1488-nucleotide messenger RNA. Lineage: Eukaryota; Dinophyceae; Suessiales; Symbiodiniaceae. The record is from the annotation of a GenBank genome assembly.
AUGGGACCCCGUGUGGACUCACGCCGAGUGCGCGCUGCCAACAAAGUCGAAAUCAAGGAUGGCUCUGGGGGUGCUGUGCUUUACUGGAUGUCCAGGGAUCAGCGGGCUCACGACAACUGGGCCCUCCUGAAGGCUCAGGAUCUGGCUCUUGAGAGAAAGGCGUCCCUUCUUGUCUGCUUCUGCCUGGUGCCGAAAUUUCUGGACGCCACCCUUCGCCACUUUGACUUCAUGCUGCAGGGACUGGCGGAGACAUGCAAGGACCUUCAGAGUUUGAAUAUCGGCUUUGUGCUGCUGAAGGGCCAGAGCGUGACGGAAGUCCCCAAGUUCGUUCGAAAGCUCCAGCAGAUGGGUAAGAAAGGUGCCGUGCAUGCUGUCGUCUGUGACACUUCGCCACUUCGAGUCCCACGUUCUUGGACGGCAGGGGUCGCGAAAGCACUGCAGAACAUGAAGGUGCCGUUGCUGCAGGUGGAUGCCCAUAAUGUGGUGCCAAUUUGGGAGGCUUCUGAAAAGCAGGAGACCGGUGCACGCACACUGCGGCCAAAGAUCACCAAACGGCUGAAGGAAUUUCUCGUGGAUUUCCCGCCCUUGCGCAGGCAUCCUGUCGCACCGCUGCUGGGGAAGAAGGGAGGCUUCGAUGUUGCUGCGGCGCUGAAGUCGCUGCAGGUGGACCGCACCGUGGGCCCCGUGAGCAAGGAGCUCUUCACCCCUGGAGCUGCAGCGGGCAGGCGGCGCCUCGAGGAGUUUGUGCGAAAGCGCCUUACCAUAUUCGGAAAGCAGCGCAACGAUCCCACGAAGCAGGCCCUAUCUGGCCUUUCUCCAUGGAUUAAGUUUGGCCAGAUUUCCGCGCAGCGCUGCGCCCUGGUCGUCAAGAAGGCCGCCAAAGGUGCGUCCAAGGCUGGUGCCGACGACUUUCUCGAGGAGUCCAUUGUGCGGCGCGAGCUCGCCGACAAUUUCUGCUGGUACAACCAGAACUAUGACUCCCUGAAGGGUGCUUCGGCCUGGGCAGUCGAGACGCUCAAGAAACACAGCAAGGACAAGCGGGAGUAUGUCUACAGCAGGUCACAGCUGGAGAAGGCCCAAACACACGACGAGCUUUGGAAUGCGGCUCAACGCCAAAUGGUAUCUGAGGGCAAGAUGCAUGGCUUCCUGCGUAUGUACUGGGCAAAGAAGGUGUUGGAGUGGAGCAAGGACCCGGCCACAGCUUUGGCUACAGCCAUCUACCUCAACGACCGCUACAAUCUGGAUGGGCGCGAGCCGAAUGGCUACGUGGGCUGCAUGUGGUCCAUCUGUGGAGUGCAUGACAUGGGAUGGCCGGAGCGCAAGAUCUUUGGAAAGGUUCGAUACAUGAACUACGAGGGCUGUAAGAGGAAGUUCAACGUGAAGGAGUUCGAGAACAUGUACCCAGCCCACGAGGUCCAGAACGGCUCGAAGAAGAGGAAAGCCGGAGCUUCAACUUCCAACUCCACCAAGCGACAGAAGAAAGCGUGA